Molecule: messenger RNA, 1048 nt
Organism: Rhinolophus ferrumequinum (greater horseshoe bat)
Lineage: Eukaryota; Metazoa; Chordata; Mammalia; Chiroptera; Rhinolophidae
Gene: MPC1L
Product: mitochondrial pyruvate carrier 1 like
Exons: 1
Coding region: 324-797 (157 amino acids)
Biological process (GO): pyruvate import into mitochondria
Cellular component (GO): mitochondrial inner membrane
Source: RefSeq, a predicted model, not a curated record
GAAGGAAGGCAGCAGGACGACGCUGCCCUGGGGCCCCCAACGGCACGCACUAGAGCGGUGCAAGCUGACCGAUGCGCUUUACGGCAGCCACGUGACGGCACGAAGGCGCGGCCACGUUCCCGCCCCCAAAGGCACACAAACGACAGCGGCACUCGCUGUUUGGCGCACUUUACGGCCGUCAUGCGAAGGCGCGAGGCCGUGGGCAAACGCGCGUCCCGAUAGGCUGCGGCUUCGGGUCUCCACGCCCCCUCAUUGUGAGCUGGCUGUGCCCUGGGAGCUGACUGAGCCGUUGGCACUGCCGCGGCUCAGUGAGCAGGGCGGCGAUGUCAGCAGUAUGGCAGAAGGCGAGGGACUACUUGAAGACCAAGGAGUUCCGGGAUUAUGUAACCAGCACACAUUUCUGGGGUCCUAUGGCCAACUGGGGCCUACCGCUAGCCGCCGUUAAAGAUAUGAAGGCGUCGCCGGAGAUCAUCAGCGGCCGCAUGACUACAGCACUCAUCUUAUACUCGAUGGCCUUCAUGCGCUUCGCUUAUCGCGUACAGCCUCGAAACUUGCUUCUGAUGGCGUGCCAUGGCACCAACGUGAUGGUGCAGAGUAUGCAGGCGAGCCGCUACCUAACCUACCACUAUGGCGGCGGCGCUGCAGAGGCUACUGCUGCUGCCACCGCUGCUGCCACCAUCACCACCGGUGCAGCCACCGUCGCCACUGAUGCCACCACUGUCGCCACCGAUGCCGCCACCACCACCAUCGACACCUGCACUACAGUCUGCGACUUUGAGGUUAUCUGCCCUUACUAGGUAGCCACCAGCCCCAAUCCUCCGUCCUCGAAACGAAUUUCUUCAUGACUGGGAGGGCCAUAUCGAAUUUUUGCAGCUUGCAAGCACUGAACUGUUAUUCUUCCUAAAGAGGAGACCAAUGAAAAAUUUGGUUUCGACUCUAAAACAGUGCAAAUCUAAUGUAAACCUGCAGUUUGGUUAAUAAAUAGACAGCAACACUGAACUGAAACCGAGUGCUGGCCUCUUUCUUGACCUGGAAAUAAAUGUUUUGU